Molecule: messenger RNA, 3849 nt
Organism: Pan troglodytes (chimpanzee)
Lineage: Eukaryota; Metazoa; Chordata; Mammalia; Primates; Hominidae
Gene: AQP9
Product: aquaporin 9
Exons: 6
Coding region: 1185-2072 (295 amino acids)
Biological process (GO): water transport; glycerol transmembrane transport
Cellular component (GO): plasma membrane; basolateral plasma membrane
Molecular function (GO): urea transmembrane transporter activity; glycerol channel activity; water channel activity
Source: RefSeq, a predicted model, not a curated record
AUAAGCCAGUUUGGAAAAACAAGGCUUGAAUAUUUGGCAGGACAAGGAGCUACUCCCAAACACAGUUUCUUGCCAGCAAGGAUGUCAAUUUAUCAAAUUGAAAGGGUAUAACCUAGGAGCCUCGGUUAGGUGUACUGGCUCCCUUUCUCGUUUGAUUAGAAUGACAUACACGCUAAUUGAUCUCUUUCCAGUUCAGUCAUCUCCAUGCAGUAAAGAAUUUCAAGCUGCCAUUGUUUAUUUCCUAUGUAUUAUGUCUAAAUAUUUCAUGGUGAAUGAAGAAGAGUGACUAUUUUCAAACUGGAAUGCUUCUUCAGAAGAAACCCAAACUGGAAUGUUUCUUCAGAAGAAACUUCAGAAGUCACCAAAAAGGUGACUCCUCCAUCUUUCUGAUUCUUGGAUCCUAAAGUAUCUUCAGCAAGUGAAGCCCAGUUUCAUAACCGAAGAGGUGACUCCAUCUGUCCUACAGACUUGCAGUGUGAAGCUUGCAAUGGUCUCUCUGUAUGUUAAUUUCUCCAUCUCUAGGAUGGCCUAUGUGGUUCUUACUAACCUCAGAGUGGUAUCAUGAAGCCACUGAAAUGAUACCAGAAGAAAACAAGAGUGAUUAAUCUUCUAGGAUGAUAAAUCUAUAUUUUCUUCAAAUUCUUCAUUUUGCAUAAAAACCUUUUUCAGAAAAGAAUGUUAACAUUGGAUAUAUCUACACCUGAUUUGACAGUUCCAAACUACACCCCAACCACCCACUUCUGAAUGAGAAGAAAAAAAAAUCAGAAGCCUGCAAUUGUGUAACAUGAAAAUCUUUUCUGGACCAGGGCCCAUCACUGUGAUUUGGCAACACAACUGGCACAUCUCUUUUCUCAUCUCUUGAAAAAAACCAACAGAGAAAAAAGUACCUUGAGAAUAAAGGUAAUGAUUAAUCUGUCAGGCACAAAAGGGAUUGUUUUGGGGAUUUCGGGUUCUAAGUCACAGAUUCAAACAAAUAGCAGCGAACAGGGAAUGACAGUUCCACCAGAAGACGAUUAAGCCACAGCCUCUAAUCGGAACGGCAUUUGUACAGUCAGAGACUCUUGCCAGACAUCUCCAGGAAUCUGUGAGCCAUUGUCAAAACGUCCGUUUUCAUCUGGCUGUGAAAGUGAGGACCACAACAAGUAGGUAUUGGUGGAAACAGGAGUCCUCAGAGAAGCCCCAAGAUGCAGCCUGAGGGAGCAGAAAAGGGGAAAAGCUUCAAGCAGAGACUGGUCUUGAAGAGCAGCUUAGCGAAAGAAACCCUCUCUGAGUUCUUGGGCACGUUCAUCUUGAUUGUCCUUGGAUGUGGCUGUGUUGCCCAAGCUAUUCUCAGUCGAGGACGUUUUGGAGGGGUCAUCACUAUCAAUGUUGGAUUUUCAAUGGCAGUUGCAAUGGCCAUUUAUGUGGCUGGCGGUGUCUCUGGUGGUCACGUCAACCCAGCUCUGUCUUUAGCAAUGUGUCUCUUUGGACGGAUGAAAUGGUUCAAAUUGCCAUUUUAUGUGGGAGCCCAGUUCUUGGGAGCCUUUGUGGGGGCUGCAACUGUCUUUGGCAUUUACUAUGAUGGACUUAUGGACUUUGCUGGUGGAAAACUGCUGAUCGUGGGAGAAAAUGCAACAGCACACAUUUUUGCAACAUAUCCAGCUCCGUAUCUAUCUCUGGCGAACGCAUUUGCAGAUCAAGUGGUGGCCACCAUGAUACUCCUCAUAAUCGUCUUUGCCAUUUUUGACUCCAGAAACUUGGGAGCCCCCAGAGGCCUAGAGCCCAUUGCCAUCGGCCUCCUGAUUAUUGUCAUUGCUUCCUCCCUGGGACUGAACAGUGGCUGUGCCAUGAACCCAGCUCGAGACCUGAGUCCCAGACUUUUCACUGCCUUGGCAGGCUGGGGGUUUGAAGUCUUCAGAGCUGGAAACAACUUCUGGUGGAUUCCUGUAGUGGGCCCUUUGGUCGGUGCUGUCAUUGGAGGCCUCAUCUAUGUUCUUGUCAUUGAAAUCCACCAUCCAGAGCCUGACUCAGUCUUUAAGGCAGAACAAUCUGAGGACAAACCAGAGAAAUAUGAACUCAGUGUCAUCAUGUAGUGGCAUGCUCAGCUCUGGAUUUGCAAUCAGUUUGGGAUUCUCUUCAGAAAGAUGGCAUCUAAGUGUCUGUGUUCUUGUAAGCCUGAGGUGGAAUCCACCCAGUUUUGUCUGCUAGCCAUAUGGGACAUCUAAUUGGAAAAGCAUCUGCGUAAAAGUUUGGAAACAAUGACCACUUCUCUACCAUUGUCCCCCACCCCCACCCCCCAGAAUAACGCUGACUGUCCCCUGAAACAGCCUUCUCUCCUGCCCUGUUUAUUUCAUCCUCGAUGGGAAUUCUUGCUAGGUAAGCACUAAUAACUUGGCAUCUUGACGAUAGUCUCAUUUGGGUGGUUUCAGCUGCACUAUCUGUAUGAAAUGGUGUCACCAAAACCCUUUUCUUCAGUAUCGACAAAGAUUACAUUCUGAGUACCAACCAAACCCUAAAUUGAAAGAUAAAACCAUGGUUUCAGUCAACAUAUUCAUGAAUUAGGGAGCUAAUGGGUUAAGCUUCCAGUUCCCGUUGUGCUACUGGAUUUGUAUAAAUACUGAUAUUCUCCAAACCUAGUGGUGUAGGGAGCAAGAGAAUGCAGCUGGAAGGCACAAGGGGAGGACAUUGUGGCAUUCAGAAACUGCAGGAGACAAGAUGAAUUUGAGAAGCCAAAUGGAAUUUUUAAUGGAAACCAUUUAUCAGAUUAAUCUCUUGCUCUCCUGCAUUUUAGAGGACACCAAUUAAUUUCCUGGUCUUUAGUAUAUAAUAACCUAAAAUACAAUUGUAACCUCAGUCACGAAAAAUACAUCACUCUGUCUUUUUAGCUCAAAUGUAUUUUCCUAAUUGCCCACUUGAGAACAGACAUUUGAGAAGUUAUAUCAACGACUGUGCUUGUCCAUUAUUUUACACAUGCCCUAGAAGGCAAAACUGAAAGCCACUGGAUCCUGGUCUAGCUGAAUCUUCAGAGUGGGAGGUCUCCAAAAAGAUAUUACCUUAUUGGGCUUAACAAUUCACAAGGCACUUUCACACACAUUAUCUAAUUUAAUUCUCAUAAUGACUAUCUGAGGCAAAUGCCACAUUGCCCAUUUUUCAGAUAAAGAAACAAAAUCUUAGGGAAGAUAAGUUGAGUUGCCCAAGAGCACACUGAAAGUUGAACGUUAUCUAAUGCAUUCCUCUACCUUUCAGAAGAUCAGUAGCUGGCUGAGAAUCUUUGCCAAAUCUUCCUUGCUAGCCAGAAGUGGAAUUGGCAGCUUCUAGAAUAUGUACACCUCUGGACAAAAUGUUCCUCAAUCUUAAGAUACAAAGACCCUCAUUGUCUGGGUCUAUUCCCACACUUACUGAGUACAGAUGAAGGAAAGUGGUAGCAAUUUAAUCAUAACUUUCAUUUGCUGAAAAACAUUAUGAGAAGGCCUCCCUUCCUAAGCCAUCUCUGGUCUUGCUAAGUCUUGAUCUUGCUUCCUGCCAGCACCAAACAUUACAUUCAGGGGAUUUCCUCUGGCUCAGUCUUUUCCCCUUGAAGUUCUCUAAUAGAUGUUACUUUUGACAAAAGAUCGCCUAUGAGUUACAAGCACCAGGGGAUGCUCUACAUCAAGGGAUGCACCUUCAGUCAAACUGUCAAAAAGCCCAGAAUUCCCAAAGGCAUUCAGUUUCCUAACUGCUUUGUGCUGAUAACAGAACAGCAGAAAUUAAAUGUGAAAUGUUUCUGAUGACUUAUGUUCUAUAAUCUAUGGACGUAUGGGAUUUUUUUUUUCUUGCUUUGAAGCUACCUGGAUAUUUCCUAUUUGAAAUAAAAUUGUUCGGUCAUUGUUG